Molecule: messenger RNA, 3734 nt
Organism: Aegilops tauschii subsp. strangulata
Lineage: Eukaryota; Viridiplantae; Streptophyta; Magnoliopsida; Poales; Poaceae
Product: F-box/LRR-repeat MAX2 homolog
Biological process (GO): SCF-dependent proteasomal ubiquitin-dependent protein catabolic process
Cellular component (GO): SCF ubiquitin ligase complex
Molecular function (GO): protein binding
Source: RefSeq, a predicted model, not a curated record
AAAGCCGGAAGCUUUGCGGCAUGGCGGAGGCGGCGGAGGCGGGCGUGGCGGCGGCGGGGGCGGCGUCGGCGCUGCUGGACCUGCCGGAGCCGCUGCUGCUGCUCAUCCUCGGCUCCCUCCACGACCCGCGCUCGCGGCACCGGGCCUCCAUGGCCUGCCGCCGGCUGCUGGCGGCGGAGCGGGCGACGCGGGCCGCGAUGGCGCUCCGCGGCGACCCGAGGACGCCCGACUUCCUCCUGCUCCCGCCGGCCUUCUGCUUCCCGGCGCUCGAGCGGCUCGACCUCUCCCUCGCCUCGCCCUGGGGCCACCCGCUGCUCUCGUCCGCCUCGCGCGUCGCGGGGGCGCCGGCCUCCGCCUCCUCCAACCACCUCCCGCUCAGCCCGGAGGAGGCCGCCGAGCGCAACGCCUUCGUCGCGGCGCGCCUCGCCGCCUACUUCCCCGCCGUGGCCCGCCUCGCCGUCUACUGCCGCGACCCCUCCACGCUCGCCAGCCUCGCGCCCUGCUGGCGGGCCACGCUCCGCGCCGUCAAGCUCGUGCGCUGGCACCAGCGGCCGCUCGACCUCCCCGGCGGCGCGGAUCUCGAGCCGCUGCUCGGGUCCUGCCCCGCACUCGCGGCCCUCGACCUCUCCGAGUUCUACUGCUGGACGGAGGACGUCGUGCCGGCGCUCGACGCGCACCCGGCCGCCGCCGCCAGGCUCACCGACCUCGACCUCGGCCUCGCCGGCGCCUCCAACGGCUUCCACGCCGCCGAGCUCGGGGCCAUCGCGACCGCCUGCCCCGGCCUCCGGAGGCUCGUCGCGCCCUGCGUCUUCAACCCCCGCUACGUCGACCACGUCGGCGACGACGCGCUGCGCUCGCUCGCCGUCAGCUGCCCCCGGCUCACCGUCCUGCGCCUCAGCGAGCCCUUCGAGCCGGCGUCCACCAGCCAGCGGGAGGAGGCGGGCAUUACCGCCGUGGGGCUCGUCGCCUUCUUUGCCGCGCUCCCUGGGCUGGAGGACCUCACGCUGGACCUCCAGCACAAUGUGCUCGAGGCAGCUCCGGCGAUGGAGGAGCUCGCACGCAGGUGCCCGCGGAUCAAGGUCCUGACGCUGGGGUGCUUCCAGGGGCUGUGCAAGGCCGCCUGGUUGCAUCUCGACGGCGUCGCCGUGUGCGGCGGGCUGGAGUUGCUCUGCAUCAAGAAUUGCGAGGAUCUCACCGACGCCAGCCUUGCGGCGAUCGGCCGUGGCUGUGGGAGGCUUGCCAAGUUUGCCAUCCAAGGAUGUAACCUUGUCACGUCAGAUGGGAUCAGGAGGCUAGCUGUGGCGCUCCGGCCGACAUUGAAGGAGGUCAGUGUGCUGCACUGCCGGUUUCUGCACACUGCAGCAUGCCUUGCUGCUCUGAACCCGAUCCGCGAUCGGAUUGAGAGCCUUGAGAUCAACUGUGACUGGGAGGAGGUUGAACAGCCCAGCUCCAGCUGCGUGGCCAAUGGCACAACCGGAAGUGAUCAUGAGGAUGACGAGCCUAGUGAAAUGGCGUACCAGUCCGCGCCCAAGAAAUGCAGGUUCUCCUACUUGGAAAUGGAUAAUUAUGAAAGCUGGGAAAUGCUCCGCUCACUCUCCCUUUGGUGCCCUGCUGGUCAGCUGCUCUCCCCGCUCAUUUCUGCCGGGCUCGAUAGCUGCCCUGUUCUUGAGAAGAUCUCGAUUAAGGUGGAGGGCGAUCUUCGGACUUGUCCGCGUCCAUUUCAUGGGUCAGCUUUUGGCUUAAGCGACCUUGGAGCCUUCCAGGCGUUGGCCAAGAUGAAACUGGACCUCAGCGAAGCGGUGGGUUAUGCACUCACCGCGCCAACGGGGCAUAUGGAUCUUUCACAGUGGGAGCGGUUUUAUCUGAGCGGUAUCGAGUCAUUGCUGAGUUUGUAUGAACUGGACUACUGGCCGCCCCAAGACAAGGAUGUGAACCACCGGAGCCUGUCACUGCCAGCGGUCGCAUUGUUCCAGCACUCCAUCGGACUCAGGAAGCUCUUCAUCCAUGGCACCACACACGAGCACUUCAUGAGCUUCUUCCAGAAAAUGCCAAACUUGAGGGACGUGCAGCUAAGGGAGGACUACUAUCCAGCACCGGAGAACGACAUGAUGAUCACAGAGAUGCGGGCUGAAUCUUGUCUCCGGUUCGAGCAGCAGCUGAACAACCGGCAAUUUCGGCAAAUUCCUGAUUGAUGCUGAAUUGGCAAUUUCGGCAAAUUCCUGAUUAGUGCUGAAUUGGGUGCACCAUUACAGUGUUUCGAGGUUGAAUACAUCAACACAGAGAGCCCUUGCUCUUGUAUAGUCACCCAGAGUGCUACUCAUGUAUGAGUGUAGUAACUGGAAUUGCUGAGUCCAUUGAUGAUAAGAGUAGAAGACAAUGCCUGAUCAAGUGACAGUGGAGGCAAGAUGAUAAGUUAGCAUUCGAGGGAAUUUUGUCAAGGGAAAAAGUUUUUUAUUUAUUUUCAAGCUGAGCUCAGUUGAACUGCGGCAAGAGAAAUUGGCGUUAUUAUUCUGGUUUGAGCAUGAGUUCAAACUGCAUGGCAAACAGGCUUACAAGCUGCUAUACUAAGUACUGAAAUGAGAUGAACUUGUAACACCUGACAGAAGAAAGUUCAGCCCGCCAUUAAGAAUUCAGUCUGAUCGCCCCGCCACUACAGAAGUACACAGUGCUCAAAUUAACUUUCUUCCUUGUUGAUGCAGGCAUCAAAGAUCAAAGGAGCUUCUGCAAGGUCCAAGCAAGCAGCCCAUCAUCAGAGCAGACUAGCACAAUUUGCUGAUAGGAGUACUUGUUAACCCAAAGGCCCCGAACUAACUGAGGAGUGGUUCCGCAAAUCAUAGCAUGACAAGGAGGACAGGACAGGACGGAGAGGCGUGCCGCGGAACAAGAUCGGGCAUCAGAACAUAUUGCAGAAGAUCUCGUAUGGACGCGCGCCCUUCCAAGCUCCGAUCCCAGGUGCGUUUUGUCAAAGUGAGGUCCCAACGAUUCUCCUCUUUGAGCUGCUGCCAUUGGAGGGAAAGGCACCCAGCCAAGCACUCUGGCUGCGUACUCUUGGUGACAGAGAGGCCUCUGUUUGUCCCAAUCUAAUGUGCGAGCAGCGCGUGCGCUAACACUAAUGCCUUCUUUUCGGGGGGUUAAGUACUUAAGCUGGAGGCGCCUCAGUGGAGGAGGAGGAUGCUGGUGCUGUAUAGAGAAUUCAGUGCAAAGCUGGCUGCCGUCUGGAAGGGCCAGAUCGAUUGGGCCGCCGUGGAAGAAGAAACGCCGCGGCGGUUGCACGCUGCGGUACUGAUCAAGAGGUUGCACGGUGGGUCGCGCCUCCCUUUUGUCGUGCGGUUUAUCCAUCCGUGUAUGAACCAAAGCUCAAAAAGCAGCCGCAGAUUCUCAAUGCCAUUCCAUUCCAUUCCAUUCCAUGAGUCGGAAAUAUUCGGCAAGUGCCUGCCUGCCUGCUGACAAGUGAUUCCGAGGUCAGAUCGAUUUGCCGAUGGAUGGACGCUUGCUCGAUCGUGGGUUCGGGCGAUGCUGCCAGCAAAAGCGCAAAGCAUGUGCAUGUGCAGCUGUGUAUGCAUGCAUGCACCUUGCUCGGAAAGGAGAAAGAGCUGCUGGCUUGGUUUUCCGUUGGUGUUAUCCUCAGCGUGAUUUGAACGAUGCUUUUGGGAUGCUUCCAAAUUAUUUUGGGCCGCUGCUACUUCAUUUUGAUCCAAGGGCAAAAUUUUCCUAGCUUGCCAUUUAUUUGUUUA